This is a messenger RNA of Prorocentrum cordatum, 887 nucleotides long. Lineage: Eukaryota; Dinophyceae; Prorocentrales; Prorocentraceae. The record is from the annotation of a GenBank genome assembly.
AUGGCGAUGGCGACGGCAGCUGAGAUGAGCGUGCCGAAGAUGAGCGGGCCGAAGGUGUGCAUAGAUGCCGAGAUGAGCGUGCCGAAGGUGUGGACGGUGGACGCGCACGGCGUCCUGGCACCGCUGAAGGCGGCGACGCCGCUGAUUCCGAGCCCGAGCGACCAAGGAAUUCAGCCGCAGGAGGGCGACGACACGAGGCCGCCGAACGCCUUCAGGCCCGAGAAGCUGAACAGGAUAGUCAGCUACGGUGAAGCAUCGGUGGGCUUCUCGUCGUCCCAGGGUCAACGCUGUGGGUCGGCUUCUUCCACGGCUUAUGAUAUGAUUGUGGAAGAUUUGGGGGAAGGGCGAUAUGGACUCAACUUAACGGUCACGAUGGACUUCGAUACCGUUCACCCAGGUGAAAGUAUGGUGGUGUGGAUGAAGCGUGCAAAGCAGCUCAUCAACGAUGCGCGUGGCUCCGAUGUUGUGCUGGUCGACACGACCUUUUACGAUCAGGUUAACGGCCAGUGGGUCCGCAUCGACACCGACAUCCGCUUCGCCGCCGAGGCAGAGGCCAUCGCCAAGUCUGUGAUGGAGACGGACUCGGGCCAGACUGUGGGGCGGGUGGUGAGCGCCGGCGCCACGGACGAUGCGAAGCUCGGCCCCGUGGGCGAGCGCGGACGGGUCGUGCUGAGCUACCGAUGCGAGGAGCUGUACUGCUACGCAGAGAUGGGCCUGGGGCCCGCCUGCGCGGAGCCGAGGCACCUGGUGCCCCUCGCCGUCCACUUGCCCCACGCUCCCCUGGACAGCCUGGGCGGUAGCGCGCACCUGUCCGUCACAGUGCGCGGGCCGCCGGCGUCGCGCUCGCUGGACCUGGUGGCCAACGUGCUUGCGCUGCAGCACCUGCG